CAUUUAUGUGUACAAUCGGUAGAAGAAGUUACCUUGGUAGGCUUAUGUUUCAGGUUAGGCCUAAACUAUUUCUGCAGCAAGAGUUAUGCACAAAAUGAAAAGUUUAUUGAUUUGAAAUUACACAAUUGAAGGUUACGAUGGCGUACCGAAGUAAAAAUGUCCACACGCAUUUUAAAAGAUUUAUACAAACAGCACGACAUGUGAAACAGUUACCGACAGGAGGCUUAGGAAGACAGUCAAAGAGGGCCACCAGUGUCCACAGUGAAUCGUUGUUAAACCUCUAUAAUCUUGGAAAUGAUUCCUCAGUGUUUGGCUAUAUCCUGAAUUCACCACAGGUAUCCAGUAUCCUAACAGCAUGGAAGUCGUUCUGCUCAAAACCACCAAAAGGAUUUGAAAAGUUCUUCCAGGGGGGAAGCAAAAAAGCCCCUUCAAAGAAAGACGUUCCAAAGACAAAUCCAAGUAAAAGCAGUGACCCACCAAGUAAAUCCAGCCAGAAAGAAACGGAUUUCUGGAACACACUUUGGAGUGGUGGUGGCUCUCGUGCUGGUGGAGGUGGCGGGGGUAAAUCACCGAUAGACGACAAAAACAAACAGCAACUAUAUCUUACAAUGGCAGUGACGGUAGCGGGGGCCCUUGGUCUUGGAUGGGUAAUGAUGGGGGGAUCGGCGUAUGAGAUCACCUGGAAGGAAUUUGUCAACGAAUAUUUAAAUGCGGGACAGGUUGAGAAAGUCGAGGUAGUUAACAAGCGCUAUGUUAGAGCAUGGUUAAAACCAGGACAUUCAAAGGGGCGUUACGUAUAUUUCAACAUCGGCAGUGUUGAUACAUUUGAACGUAAUUUGGAAGCCGCCCAGGAAACAAUAGGCAUCGAGCCAGCUAAUCAAUUAUCGAUACUUUACAGUACGGAGAGUGAUGGGUCUUUCUUGCUGAGUUUGAUUCCCACAGCUCUCAUCAUUGGAUUCUUCUUCUAUAUAUUCCGCAACUCUGCAGGUGUUGCGUCUGGGAAAGGGGGAAAGAAAGGGGGAAUAUUUGGAUUUGGGGAGUCAACAGCCAGAAUAAUUAAAGAAGAUGUCGGUAUUAGGUUCAAGGAUGUGGCUGGAUGUGAAGAAGCUAAGCUGGAAAUUAUGGAGUUCGUCAAUUUCCUGAAGAACCCUCAACAGUAUUUGGAUUUAGGUGCUAAAAUACCAAAGGGAGCGGUAUUAUCUGGUCCGCCAGGAACCGGUAAAACACUGUUGGCCAAGGCUACAGCCGGUGAGGCAAAUGUCCCAUUCAUUACCGUCAACGGCUCAGAGUUCCAGGAGAUGUUUGUUGGUGUUGGUCCGUCUCGUGUACGUGACAUGUUUGCGAUGGCUCGUAAGAAUGCACCGUGUAUUCUCUUCAUCGAUGAAAUCGAUGCAGUUGGUAGGAAGCGAGGGAAGGGUAACUUCGGAGGUCAGAGUGAACAGGAGAACACCUUGAAUCAAUUGUUGGUGGAAUUAGAUGGUUUUAAUACAACAACUAAUGUAGUAGUAUUAGCUGGUACUAACAGGCCUGACAUUCUAGAUCCAGCUCUUCUGCGUCCUGGUAGAUUUGAUCGACAAAUAUAUAUUGGAGCUCCAGACAUAAAGGGAAGAGCAUCCAUAUUUAAAGUGCAUCUGAAGCCAUUGAAGACAAAUGUAGACAAGAACACAAGCAGCCAAAAGCUAGCAGCAUUAACCCCUGGAUUUACAGGAGCUGAUAUUGCUAAUGUGUGCAAUGAAGCUGCAUUGAUUGCCGCGAGGUUCGGCAACGACAGUAUUCUAGCUAAACACUUCGAACAGGCCAUCGAGAGGGUUGUGGCGGGCUUAGAAAAGAAAACACAAGUGCUACAACCAGAAGAAAAGAAGACUGUUGCAUACCAUGAGGCUGGGCACGCUGUAGCCGGCUGGUUCUUGGAACAUGCUGACCCACUAUUAAAGGUGUCCAUUAUACCUCGUGGUAAGGGUCUAGGUUAUGCACAGUAUCUUCCAAAAGAGCAGUUCCUAUUUACCAAAGAGCAGAUGCUGGACCGUAUGUGCAUGACGUUGGGUGGCCGUGUCUCGGAACAAAUAUUUUUCAACAGGAUUACGACAGGAGCGCAGGAUGACCUUAAGAAGGUCACGCAGGGUGCUUAUGCCCAGGUUGUUCAAUACGGCAUGAAUGAAAAAGUUGGCAACGUAUCAUUUGAUCUACCGCAACAAGGUGAGAUGGUGUUAGACAAACCAUACAGCGAAGAGACUGCACGCCUCAUUGAUCAGGAAGUCCGCCAAUUAAUCAGCGACGCAUACAAGAGGACUAUGGACCUCCUUACUCUACAUAAAGAAGACGUAGAAAAGGUUGCCAAAAGACUACUAGACCAGGAAGUACUAAAUAAAGAAGAUAUGGUUGAGCUUCUCGGAGCACGACCAUUUGUCGAGAAAUCAACGUACGAGGAAUUUGUUGAAGGCACAGGGAGCUUUGAGGAGGACACUUCAUUACCGAAGGGCCUAGAAGGAUGGAAUAAGACCCAAGAAAAGGGGGAGAAAUCUGAGGAAGAAGGAGCAGCCAGUGUCCCAACAUAGCUAGGGUAGAAAAAUGAAUAAUAAAUUCAUCAUAUAUUUUACAUUUAAUGUAAUAUUUUACAUUUACUGCAAUAAAUGAGGUUUUUGCUGUUAUUGUACUAAAUAUUACAUCUGUUAAAAAUCAAGUGAGGGCAGUGUUUACUUCUUGGUUCAAUAAAACAUACAUACCUUAAGUUAUUAAAAUGAUGACAAAUAUUGCAAAGCAAAUACUUUAUAGUGUUUUACUCCAAUUUCACUCAAUCUGGUAAGCUGUUCACUUUAAUAAAACAGUCAGUCAUUUUUGUCGCAUAAAUAAUUAAAAUGAAAUUUGAAAACCAACAGGGAAAAUUGUGUUUUACCUACACACAAUAUUUUAAAUAAUUGUUCCAGUUUCUCUAAAAUUUCAAAAUCAAAGGUUGAUCUUUGAUCGUCGAUUCAAUGAGAUGAAUUAAGACGGUGAUAAUGUCAGCAAUGUGUGCGAUGCCAGAUUUAUAGCUGUUCUAUUAAAUUCUGAGAUUAAAUAGAAUGUAUGUUAUAUAUAUAA
Messenger RNA from Anneissia japonica, 3078 nucleotides. RefSeq names its product AFG3-like protein 2. Gene Ontology annotation, biological process: protein-containing complex assembly; mitochondrial protein processing. Gene Ontology annotation, cellular component: m-AAA complex; membrane. The coding region runs from base 138 to 2555 and encodes 805 amino acids. The record is from RefSeq and is a predicted model, not a curated record. Gene Ontology annotation, molecular function: zinc ion binding; metalloendopeptidase activity; ATP binding. Lineage: Eukaryota; Metazoa; Echinodermata; Crinoidea; Comatulida; Comatulidae. The transcript is spliced from 13 exons.